AUCAGUUCAGGCAGUGGGAUACCAGGCGUACAGUGGGCUCAACUUCUUUCAAAGGAUCUACCGUGUCCUACUCGAACAACUCGGGUUCAGGGUAAACCGUAUUGUAACGGGUAUAGUUCAAGGUUGUCGAAGAGUUACUUUAUUUUAGAACUGAAGAUAUAUAGACGAAGAAGAAAAUGCCUGUAGCUUCUCUCCUGCCUUUCACGGCCACUCCGAGUAGGAAGUCCGUAAGUCCGACCUCUUUCAGACUCACAGAGAAAUUUGUCUUGCUUUUGGUGUUCAGCGGCUUUAUCACGCUGUGUUUCGGAGCUAUCUUCUUCUUGCCGGAUUCCUCUAAGCUGCUCAGCGGAGUUUUCUUCCGCUCGUCCUCGGUGGAGGCAGAGACGCGCACAGGUACGGUCAGCGACACGAGCACAGGGACGGGUAAGGAUGAGAAAAUCCUGGCCAAGAUCAGAAAAGACCACGAACAGGCGCUCAUCGAGGCUAAGGACACGCUGCAGAAAUGGGCGGACGAGAUCAAGCAAGACAUCAAGAGCGAGAAGGAGAAAGUUGCGCGAGACGAACAGGUGAAAGGCGGCAAAAGUGACAGCUUGCCCUUCGUUGAAUACGUGCGGCCGCCCGGAUCAACAGGGCACGAGCCGUCAGAUCCUGAUGUUAAAGCAAAAAGAGCCAAGAUUAAAGAGAUGAUGCAGUUUUCUUGGGACAAUUACAAGCGCUACGCCUGGGGCUCUAACGAACUGCGUCCUGUUUCUAAGCAGGGCCACUCAAGCAAUCUGUUUGGUAGUCUCAAAGGAGCCACCAUUGUGGAUGCGCUGGACACGCUCUACAUUAUGGAGAUGUAUGAUGAAUUUGAAGCUGCUACCGAGUGGGUGGAGAGGAACAUGGACUUUAACAUGAAUGCUGAAAUCUCAGUCUUUGAAGUGAACAUCCGCUUCGUCGGAGGGCUGCUGUCUGCAUAUUAUCUCUCAGGCAAAGAGGUGUUCAGGAAGAAAGCUGUUGAACUGGGAGAAAAGCUGUUGCCAGCUUUUAAGACCCCGACUGGUAUCCCUUGGGCUCUCCUCAACCUAAAGAGUGGGAUUGGCAGAAACUGGCCCUGGGCAUCAGGAGGAAGCAGUAUUCUGGCUGAAUACGGGACGCUGCAUUUGGAGUUUAUGCAUCUCAGUGCACUUUCUGGGAAACCUGUGUUUGCAGAGAAGGUUAUGAACAUUAGAAAGGUGCUGAAUCGUUUGGACAAACCUCAAGGAUUGUACCCUAAUUACCUGAACCCUAACAGUGGACAGUGGGGCCAACAUCACGUCUCGGUAGGAGGUUUGGGGGACAGUUUCUAUGAGUACCUGCUGAAGGCCUGGCUCAUGUCAGACAAAAGUGAUGAGGAGGGAAAGAAGCUCUACUUCGAUGCCCUGCAGGCAAUUGAGAAGAAUUUGAUCCGGAAGUCAAGUGGCGGGUUGACGUAUAUCGCCGAAUGGAAAGGUGGACUCCUGGAGCAUAAGAUGGGUCACCUGACCUGCUUCGCUGGUGGCAUGAUUGCUUUAGGGGCGGACGGAGCCCCCGAUGAUAAGACGGGCCAACAGAUGGAACUCGCUGCGGAGAUCGCCCGCACGUGUCACGAGUCUUAUGCCCGAACUAGUAUGAAGCUGGGCCCAGAGGCGUUCCGCUUCGAUGGAGGAGUGGAGGCCAUCGCCACACGUCAAAAUGAGAAGUACUUCAUCCUGAGGCCAGAAGUCAUCGAGACGUACAUGUACAUGUGGAGAUUUACCCAUGACCCCAAAUACAGACAGUGGGGCUGGGAGGCCGUACAGGCUCUGGAGAAGCACUGUAGGGUGGAUGGGGGUUACAGUGGGGUGAGGGAUGUUUACGCAAACACACCCAACCACGACGACGUCCAGCAGAGCUUCUACCUGGCUGAGACACUCAAGUAUCUGUAUCUACUAUUCUCUGAUGACGACCAUUUGCCCUUUGAGCACUGGGUGUUCAACACCGAGGCCCAUCCUCUUCCCGUCAUUAAGAAACAGAGCCCAGAGUUAGCCAAUCAUCUCAAGUAAUCAUAAUCCUACUACGAAGCUCCAAUGAAAUGUAACUUCCUGGACCUGCUUUAACAGUAGACAAGAACUUUGGACUCAAAGUCCCUGUCCUCCAGGACUUUGCUGGAGCUUCCGGUCUCUCUUCAAAGCCCUAGGUCAUGGAGCACCCACCCAUGGCUGAUUGUCCUCUGCCGUCUCUACUGAUGGGAUUCUGCAUGCUGCCCCUGUCUUCUCUCUUUGUCCUGAUGCUUUGGACAUCUCUCUGAGCCUCAGUGAUCAGAAGGACCAUAUCUCCUCUGUGAGGAGACUGGAUGUUUUCUACUGUACAAUUCAACAUGCCCUCUCACACACUUUAAAAAAAGCCAUAGGUAAUUCAAAUACAUCGUUUUCCUUUUGUGUUUACAGGAGCAAAUGUAUGAGAAAUCCACCUAACUUCACUGUUUCGUUCAGUUUUUGCUGUCAUUUGGUUUUUAUGAUUCUUACUGGCCUGAAAUUGUUGUUUCUUUGGGGUGUGGUUUAGCUUAGUUCAGUAUUUUGAGGCUUUAUUUGACAGCAAGGUAGUGAAACCAUGUCAACUAGUGCCUUUUAGUCUUGAUGAUAAAUUAAAUGUAACAUUAGUAAAGUUUUAAUAGCAACGCUCUAAUUUAUUUUAGCUGUGUUUACAAUUUUUUGUGACCGAGGGCAUUAGCCUACUGUGCAUUUAAAGAGAUGACCAGAACAGUUUUAACCCUCUCACCUUCAUUCGGGAACUUGUGUGAACGUAGGAAUCAAUCCUUUUAUCAAUAUACCAUUAAUUCAGAUUGCUUUGCAAGCAUUGCUGAUAAAAUGUGUACCAAUGUUGUUUUAGUUGUUUACUUAAUUAGUGGAGGAAGAGGCUUUUUAUCCUAGAUAUGUAAAAUAGAGUAUUUGGUGUUAAUUUAUUACUUAAGACAUAGGAUUUUUUUGUGUUUUCCAUACUGAGGGCAGGGAACUAUGAAAGCUGGAUAAUAAAAAUAAAUAAGAGUCAAUUCUGAGUUUAUUAAGUCACAAUUGUGAGAAAUAAAGUCAAAAUAUAAAGUCGCAAGAUAUAAAGUCUCAGUUGUGUGAUAUAAACUCAAAAUUGUGAAAUAUAAUGUAUGUAAAAACCUUGCAGUUCCGACGUUAUCUCUCAAUUUCUAUUUCGAAAUAAAAAGUACGUAUAAACGAAAUUGCAAGUUUAUAUUUCGUAGCUAUGAGAUCUAAAGUCUCAUGCAUGAGAUAAUGGCAAUUGUGAGAUUUAAGCACACAAUUGCAACUAUUAUAUUAUGAAUUGUGUCUUUAUAUACGUAUAUAUAUGAAUUGCGAGUUUACGUUACACAAUUGCGAAUUUUCUGUAUCUCUCAAAUGCGAAAAAUAGUCAAAAUUGUGAGAUAUAAAUUCAGAAUUACAGUUUUUAUUUUUUUACAGUGAGGACUUUGCUUAGAUCUUUCUAAUCCAUUGGGAAAAUGUUAGGAAGACUCAGGCAGCAUCAGUCAAAAGGGGAGUGAAUAUUUGUAUGAAUGUACCACCAAAUGUGAAUUGAACAUACUUUGGCCUAGUUGUUGUGAUUUUUAUGAUUUGUUUGUUUGUUUAAUGUUUCUUUUAACAUGAAAGCACAAAAUGAUGAAUCGGUAUCUUCGAGUUCUCUGUAAAGAAAAGAAUAGGUAUAUUACUGUAGGACAGAGUGACAGCACAAGUGAGGAAUUUCAUAUAAGGAAAAGAUGCAAGGAAAACCUAUGAAUGCAAAGCAGUCUACUGCACUGGAUAGAAUAUACACACACACACACACACACAAACAUAUCAAACAAGGAGGAAGCUCACAACUAAUAAGAAAAGAUGGGGAUAUGUCAUGCUGUUGGAUCUGAUGUGUUGGUGGGCAUAAGUAUACAUGCACAUACAUUAAUUUAUUUAUUACUUAAAUGUAUUCCAAUUCAUGAAGGAACGGACCAAUUAUAUUUCAGUGUAUGUUUUCAGAAAUUGAAAGCUCAAAAGUGAGGUUUCAGUUGAGAGAUUAGUUUGUCCUGUAUCUUUGGGUUGAUUGGUCUGUUGCAGAGUGCUGCUACUGUAUGCCACCUCUCUUUUGUUUUUUUUAUUCCCAGGUUUAGGCAGUGUUCCUAAAACUAGUCCCACAGAUAUUCACAGUACUAAGCCAGUUGGUGUUGUUCUUUAAACCACUUUAACCAAUUGCAAUUCCAGGCAUGGUUUAAGGGAUAGUUCACCCCCCUAUUUUGUGAUCAUUUACCACCCCUCAUGUCCUUCCAAAACUGAAUGACUUUCUUUCUAAUGCGAAACACAAAAGGAGCAUUUUGAAUGAAUAUCUCUGUCUUUAUGCUCAAUACAAUUGCAGUUGAUUGUGAUCACUUUACAGGUUUAAAGGGAACCAACGUUUCAUAAAAGUAGUCCUUGAGGCUCAUGUGUCAUAAUACAAGUCUUCUGAAGACAUACGAUAGGUUUUGGUGAGAAUCAACCUGAAAUUUAAGCCUUUUUUUGUUCUGGUUUCAAUACAAGUUAAGCUCAAUCUAAAUCUUUUGUGGCAUAAUGUUGAUUACCACAAAAAUGUAUUUAGUUCUUUAAAAAAAAAAAAAAGCUCAAAUCUGGGUUAAAGUGAGGUACUUUAAAUAAUAAUUUUUACAGUCAUUUUAGGGUUUGUUGACAUUAUAUCGUCAUGGUAACGAAAUUGUAAAAUUGCCUAUAAAACUUAACUUAAUUCUGAAAAGUUUAGUAAGCUAUAUUAUCACACUAAAAUCAUUUUUACAUGCAUGUCAUUUAUGUCUUGUGGUUAUAACCUUUGAAAAAGUGAGUAUUUUAACGUUAAAAUAUUCACUUCCAUUGUAAGUGCCUCACUGAGUCGAAAUGCAUUUUUGUGGCAAGCAACAUUAUGCCACAAAAGCUUUAGAUUGAGCUUAUCUUGUACUGAACAUUUCCUUUAAUGUAUUUUACUGGUGGAUCUAAUGAUAUUUUACAUUGUACCUCCCAGUGAUUCCUCGAGGCGGACGACUGCAAUUGCAAUAUUUUUCGGUAUGCUGCCGGACUGCAUACUGUCAAAGCUAAGAACCAAGACAAAUGAAAGUAACGUCAGCUCAUCUCGGGGAAGCCUGUCAUAAAAACACUGAUACUGUAGAUGAGACAUCGUAUUCACUGUACUGACGAUACAGAGAAUCUAAACGGUGUUUAGCACUGUCGCGGUUUAGCGCGGACUAGCGAUUUGUGUCGUCUCUUUAGUGUAAGUGACUCCUUAAGCAGGGUUUACAUCAUGGUGGUGUAUUCACAGCAGGUCAGUCAAGUCAAGUUAGGUGACAUGUGCAGACGUUUCCUUGCAUCUUGUUUCAGUAUGUAUAAUAGAAGAUGUGCUUUUCAGAUUUCUGGAUUAAAAAUGUGUUUAAAUAUUGUGUUGAUGUUCGAAAUGCCUUUUUUUGUGAUUCUUGUUGUUUGUUAUUUCUUUAUGAGACAACCUCAGAAAUGUAACUGUACAAAAUUGCUGAUAAUCAUUCCAAUUGCACAUAGUUUGAUUUUUAUUUUUUAUUAUUAUUAUUAAAUAUAUAUGCAAUUAGUUUUGUGGGAAAUUGUUGUUUGGUUGAAAUUUUUCUUUUACGUUUUUUAAUUGUACAUAUUUCAUUCUGGCAGUCUGCCAACCAUCAUUUAUAUAAAUCUUAUGAGCUUAUGUAAUACAUUAUAUUAAAUA
Messenger RNA from Xyrauchen texanus (razorback sucker), 5700 nucleotides. RefSeq names its product mannosyl-oligosaccharide 1,2-alpha-mannosidase IA-like. Gene Ontology annotation, biological process: N-glycan processing; carbohydrate metabolic process. The transcript is spliced from 12 exons. Gene Ontology annotation, molecular function: mannosyl-oligosaccharide 1,2-alpha-mannosidase activity; calcium ion binding. Lineage: Eukaryota; Metazoa; Chordata; Actinopteri; Cypriniformes; Catostomidae. The coding region runs from base 177 to 2042 and encodes 621 amino acids. The record is from RefSeq and is a predicted model, not a curated record. Gene Ontology annotation, cellular component: Golgi membrane; endoplasmic reticulum; extracellular exosome.